CUGAUCUUUACUGACUACACACUACAAUGAAGCUUCUCUUGACUCUGGCUGCUCUGGGGCUUGUUGGUUCUGUGUGGUCGGGGGAUAGCAGGGAGUGCCUCCCUCACUCCAGGCCAUGGCAGGCCCGUUUACACAACGGAGGGUCUCAGAUCUGCAGUGGUGCCCUCAUCAGUGAAUGGUGGAUCGUCACGUCGUUCAUGUGCGCCCCUAUGUCUACCGGCACCACAGCAUCUCUGGGUGAACACGACCUGGGUACAGAGGAGGGCACAGAGCAGCACAUCUCCAUAGCUGAGGUUAUCCAUCACAGUCCGUACCGCUCGCCUCUCCACAGUCUCUCUAUGUUACGCCUCUCUCGCCCCGCCCAAAUCAACCAGUACGUCAAGCCCAUCCCCCUGCCCAGUCAGUGCCCUCGGCCAGGGGACAUCUGCUCCGUCAGUGGAUGGGGCUCCACUGUCCCAAAUCAAUAUGAGUCUCCAGGGCUGCUCAAGUGUCUGAGAGUCCCUAUUGUGGACGACCGCUUCUGUGAGAGCACAUUCCCUGAGUUCAUCUACUGGAGCCUGGGAAUGGUGUGUGCUGGCAGUGCCACCACGGACAAUUGCCUGGGUGAUGGUGGGGCAGUGCUGGAGUGCAAUGGACAGCUGCAGGGGGUCCAGUGGUUUGAUCACGGCUGCUAUGACCCCUCCGACCCCUCUGUGUACACCAAACUGUGCAUGUACAACAAAUGGAUCAACGAAGUCAUGGACCGCUACACGCCUUUUGACACCACCCCAUCUCCUUUCACCACUCCAUUGCUUUAAAUUAGCGCAUAGAAAACACUGAUUUUAAAAACAUUCAUGUUUCACCGUCCCAAACAU
Boleophthalmus pectinirostris (great blue-spotted mudskipper) is the source of this 854-nucleotide messenger RNA. Its product is annotated as trypsinogen-like protein 3. Bases 27 to 797 code for a protein of 256 amino acids. The record is from RefSeq and is a predicted model, not a curated record. Gene Ontology annotation, molecular function: serine-type endopeptidase activity. Gene Ontology annotation, biological process: proteolysis. NCBI's taxonomy places the organism in Eukaryota, Metazoa, Chordata, Actinopteri, Gobiiformes, Gobiidae. The transcript is spliced from 5 exons.